AUGUACGAGCAUACUGCGCAUAUUCUCAACAGUCGGAGGCGGCAGACUACCCGGGCCGAGGCGACCCGAGCCGAGCUCACCCCGACGGCGGCGGAGCCUGGAAACAUCCCCGAGCGAGCGACCGUAAGCGACGACAAGCUCAUGGCGACAAGCUCAUGGCGACAAGCUCAUAUCGAUCCCAGUUACGACGUCCUCCUCUCUCUCAGGCUGAACGGGAGGGGUACUGCCAGGACCCCCUCCGUUGCUGCUCCGGUUCCUUAUAAGUUAGCCCGGGCGAGCGCAGCCUCGCACAACACCAACCUACGCCGUCUGGGCGCGCGGUAG
Molecule: messenger RNA, 324 nt
Organism: Heterobasidion irregulare TC 32-1
Lineage: Eukaryota; Fungi; Basidiomycota; Agaricomycetes; Russulales; Bondarzewiaceae
Exons: 3
Coding region: 1-324 (107 amino acids)
Source: RefSeq, a predicted model, not a curated record